AUGGAUAUUAGCCUCGGAGGAAACAUUUAGACACCGCAAAUUAAAAAUCAUACAGCAACACUUUACAACAAGAAACUCUAUGUCUUCGGUGGAUAUGAUGGUAAAAAGAAUCAUAGCCAGUUGAGGAUAUUUGAUACUGAAACUCUCAAAUGGAUCAAAGCCAAAAGAGCAGGAGGUAAUCCCCCACCUGGCAGAAAUGGUCAUACAGCCACUCUUGUUGGUAAAUUCAUUGAAUUCGAUGAAUAAUAGUUUAAUUUUGCUUUUAUAGAUCAUAAAUUAUAUAUACUCGGAGGAUGGUUAGGUCAGGGACCACUCGCUGCAGAUGACAUGCACAUAUUAGAUCUUAUUAAUUUUAAAUGGCUCGAUUUUAAUGUGAAGGGUCUACCUCCUGGCCCUUGCAAUAUGCAUACUGCUGAUAGUUACAACAACAAAAUAUACGUAUUUAGAGGCGGUGAUGGAAAAGAUUACUUAAAUGAUCUUCAUGAAUUGGAUACAAUCAACUUAUAAUGGACAAAGGUUACUUAAAAUGGAGCAUGUCCACCACCAAGAGCUAAUCAUAGCUCAGCAGUAGUAAAGCAGCACCUGUACAUAUUUGGAGGUUGGGAUGGUUCCAAAAGAUUGAAUGAUCUUUACAUGCUAAAUCUUGACUCAAUGACUUGGAUACAGGUGAUUGUAGAAGGAGAAUCACCAGCACCAAGAGCAGGAAUGAGUCUUUGUAACGUUGAUAAUAAAUUGUACCUCUUUGGAGGAUCAGGUCCUCAUGCUUACUGCUUCAAUGAUUUAUACUCGUUUGAUCCUGAACAAUCCAGAUGGACUUAAUGCGACAACUUUUCUAAUCCUGACAAAUAACCAAAAGCUAGAGCUGGCCAUUCAAAGACUCUGGUCGAUAGUAGAUUAUUUAUAAUUGGAGGGAGUUACGGUUAAGAUUACUUGAAAGAUGUAUAUAUUCUGGACACAGAUCCAUGUCCUCAGUUCUCCUUCUAAAACACAAGUAAAAGUAAAUUACUCAAGGGCAUCAGAGAAUACACUAAUAAAGAAGAAUUUUCUGAUAUCGUUUUUAUUGUUGAAGGCAGAAAGUUCUACGCUCACAAACUUAUCUUAUCACUUUUGAGUGAGAAGUUCAGAGUGAUGUUUACUAAUGGUAUGAUGGAGAGCAAACAGAAAGAAAUAGAAAUUCAAAACAUCAGUUACCCAGUGUUCUCCUCCAUCAUGCAUUAUCUUUACACAGGUGACUUCCAUUUUGGAGCAGACACAGAGGGUCAAGAGCUCUCUUUAGACUACAUGUUUGAGUUCCUGAGAGUUUCAGAUGAAUAUAUACUUGAAGAUGUUAAAAUGAACUGCGAAGAAUAUCUGAUAAAUAUACUGAAUACAGAAAACUACUCAUUGAUAAAUGACAUGGCAGACAUGUACAACGCUGAGAGACUUAAAGAGUACUGCAACUGGUAUUACAGGAGGCAUUCAACACAAUUCGCAGCUGAUAGUUGUAUGAGCAACGUCGAUAACAUCGAUUAUGAUGAUUGA
Molecule: messenger RNA, 1521 nt
Organism: Stylonychia lemnae
Lineage: Eukaryota; Ciliophora; Spirotrichea; Sporadotrichida; Oxytrichidae
Source: the annotation of a GenBank genome assembly